Aegilops tauschii subsp. strangulata is the source of this 5266-nucleotide messenger RNA. NCBI's taxonomy places the organism in Eukaryota, Viridiplantae, Streptophyta, Magnoliopsida, Poales, Poaceae. The record is from RefSeq and is a predicted model, not a curated record.
UGAUUAUGUCCAAGGACUAUCUUUAUUCAUAAACACAAGGAAAUAUCAUCAUACAUGAUUGCCUCUAGGGCAUAUCUCCAACAAGACCGCCAUCCGGAGCUGCCGCCUCAACAUCCCUAUCGCGAGAUACCGUACGCCGCUCACAUCACAAUACACGCAACCACGGUAGGAAGAGCGACGACACUCUAUCUACUCCUAUCCCAACAUCAGUCCCCUAAUCUGGGUAGGCGCCUCCACCCUUGGAGGCACCAGCACGUGCGUCCCCAGCCAAUGUCCGGUGGACUGGGGGGGGGGCACGAUUCUUAGACUAUCGACGGCCGUCGGCGAGCCAACCUCGAGCCCAUGGCUAGGCGAGCUCACAUGACGCCAUGCCCAUGGUCACCAGCACUAAUCCGUUCACCAACCAACGGUAUCCCGACCACCGCCGUUGACCACCGCACCCACGAGGAGAGCAAAAGCACCACCCGCGAGCACACCCCGGACCGAACCCACCUCACUACCCGGAGCAAGAGCUCCGAUCCGCCUCGGGCCCAAAUCCAGUAUACCCGAGCAUAAACCCUAAAUCGUAGCAGCCGCGACGAGCUCGCCGCCGGCUCGUACCUAGGAGAAGGAAGGCACUCACCGCCACUCGCACCCCACCAGCAAGGAACAAACGCCGUGCCACACCGACACCCACGACCCGUGCACCCCCAGGCCGCCACCAGCACACCAACCCAGCACACCGAAGAACCCUAGCCAUGGCCAGCACCAGCCAUUAGAGGGGAGCCCCAAGCAGGGCUGGCAACUGCCGCCGGAGGGCAGCCCCGCGCCACCCAGGUCACUGGCGACCAGAUCGAGGCAUGCGGCCGCCUCAGGCGCGCCCGAGCGGCCAUCCAUGCGGCCACCAGGGACAUAGCGGGCGUGCGGCACACACGGGAGCCUGCAGUCGCAGCCCGAGCAUGCGCCAUCAUGCCCCGCCAACCGCCGAGAAGACCGCCCGCGUCAAUCCCACCAACAGAGCGGAGAGAGGCCCGCCGCCACCGACACCAAUUGGGCUUUGCCCGGCGACGACGAGGAGGGAGGAGGGUCGUGGGCCCCGCAGCGCUAGGGUUUUCCCCCGGUCUCCUGCGGUAGGGGUGGGUCGGGGCGUGAUCCUAGCUGUAACCCCUUCUAGACAGCUCCGUACAUCAUUGUACAUGCCCUGACGCUCCCUUUACACUGUUUGCUGGUACACGCAGAUGACAUUUGCGAGAUUUAUAAAUUCAUAUUUGUCCCCCCCCCCAAAAAAAUUCAUAUUUGUCUCUCGCAGUUCCAGUCACGUGCUCAGCCGUGUAAUGUUUGUGAGCGUUGGUCAAUGGAUGGCGUGCCUUGCUUGUAGUCGUACCUUACUGUGUUAGGAUGCUAAGAAUAAGACACUCCGCAUGAAAGAGAUGUCAAAUUUUCACAUCAGUGUUACGUAUUAACCACUGACAUCUUUGAAAGAAAGCAGACAUUUUAACCAUUUUGAUCAACUGAAAUGGCCGCCGACUCCAGCAGUGGUAAAACUGAUGAUGGCAAGAUCGGCGCUGCGAGUGCUGAACGGAAUGAGUUGCCACUGCAACUAUUGAGGAAUAUUACGGGUCAGUUCUCUGAGGAGCGAAGACUUGGCACUGGUGCAUUCGGAACAGUUUAUAAGGGAAUUCUAGAAGAUGGCGAAGUGAUUGCCGUGAAUAAACUUGCGGAAAAUUCGCCAGUGGCACGUGACAAAGCGUUUACUGACGAGGUUCAAAAUCUUAUGGCCCUCAAAAAUGAAAAUGUGCUCCCCUUGGUUGGCUAUUGCUAUGAAGGACAAAAGGAAGUGGUGUUUAACAAUGGAAAAUAUAUUGCUGCAGACAUCUUUCAAAGUUUACUCUGCUAUGAAUAUUUACCUGAAGGAACCCUUCAGAGGAAUCUUUUUGAUAUCGACUGUAAAAUGGACUGGGAGACACGAUUCAAAAUAAUUAAAGGGGUUUGCAAGGGUUUACUCUUUCUACAUAGCAUUCCUAUUGUUCAUAUGGAUCUCAAGCCAGAAAACAUAUGGUUGGAUAAUUACAUGCGGCCGAAAAUUGCGGAAUUCGGUCUCUCGAGAAUCUUCGGUCAAGAACAAACACGGAUGAAUGCACAAAAUAUCGUGGGAUCAUAUGGAUACAUAGCUCCAGAAUAUCUAUACAGAGGUGAAAUCUCCACCAUGUCAGACAUUUACAGUUUAGGCCUACUCAUCAUGGAGACCAGCACAGGAGAGAAAAAUUGUCCCGGGAAUGAACCAUCUGCAGUGAAAUUUAUUAAAAAUGUACGCGAUAAUUGGACAGAGGAGCGCAUAGCCUCAGAGUACCCGUCACUAGAUCCAGAUUGCCUCAAGCAAAUAAAAGCAUGCAUCAACAUUGGACUGGAGUGUGUGGAGAUUGGUCGGCGCAAGAGACCAUCCAUAGAAAAAAUUAUGGACACGCUCAACAGACUUUCGCAGGUAGACUCCAAUAACGUUCUCAGCCUGCAACCCCAACGGAUAAACUUCCCUAUUGGGCCAAAGAGGUUGACCUCCAGCUCGCUUUACCUAAUAAACAACAGAGAUGAUCGUAUUGCCUUCAGGCUUGAAACCAAAUUCCCAAGGAGGUACCUUACAAAGCUACCAUUGUGUGGCGUUGUCCCGCCAAAGUGCACCUACAUUCUCACUGGUUUGAUACUACAAAGCAGUAUUGCACACCAUGAGGACCUCGACAGUGUCGACCCAGCUUCCGUGGCCAUGUUCCUUGACACCGCCGGUGAUGAGGUGCAAGAGGCAAAAGUUGAGGUUGCUUGCGAACCACUAGUUGAAACUAUCUCUAACGACCAGAUCAUAGACGGUCCUAAUUACCGGGAGGUGUUGUCUGUAGAUGUCCAUCCAACAGAACCAUGGAUCUUGACGAGCAACAAGAGGGGUCAUGUUUGCAUUUGGAACUACCAAACUCAGGCAGAGGUGAACUCCAUUGAAGUCACUAGAGAAUCAGGCAUGCUUCCUAACACUAUUCACCUUUCUUACAAAUAACUUGGCCUCGUCAUGAACUUUUUAGAACUUCAAACCAGUAGCAGUGAUCACCUACGAGAACUACAGUUUUGAUAUUAUCUUGCCCGUUGCAGUAUAUUCUGCAAAAUUCAUUGAACGAGAGGGAUGGUUUGUGGUUGGUGGUGAUGACGGGUGCAUCUAUGUGUACAAUUAUAAUACCAUGAAAGAAGUUUACAUGAUCGAAGAAGCUCAUGAUGAUCGCAUCAUGUGUCUGGUGGUGAAUCCAACUCAUUCAUUUCUGCUGUCAGCGUCUGAUGACCACAAGAUUAAGCUUUGGGACUGGGCGAACGAAUGGCAGUGUACCCGAACUUUUGAGGGGCAUGAUGACACAGUCACACAAGUAAUGUUUAACCCGAGGCACAGCGAAAGCUUCGCGAGUGCUUCCUUGGAUCACACAGUCAAGAUCUGGAAUAUUCACUCUGAAACUUGCAACAUCACGUGGGAUGAGCAUCCGGAUGGUGUACUCUCUGUUCAUUACCACCCACGGUAUUUUCAGCAGUCUUUGAUUUGUGGAUCUUCAGAUGGUGACGCAAAGAUCUGGGACCUAGAGACGGACAGUUGCGUCGAUACGCUCGAAGGACAUGAAAAGGGUAUCAAUGCUCUUUGUUGGCACCCAGAACUUCGGGCACUAGUUACUGGAUCGCUUGAUGGGACCGUGCGAAUCUUGAGCUGGAUGUGUCAUAGCAAUACAUACAAGUACUUAUUUCUACUUAUGUACAGCCUUACACCAAGAUAAUGCAGACUCGAUCUUAGUCAGAUGAUAUAGAUUAACUUUUAUUUGGCCUGUUUCUCCAAAAAGCAUUUGAUGGACGCAUCAAAGUGAUUAUUGCCUAGAAAGAGGGUUUCCCCUCCAAUUUCCAUACAGGAUGGAAACAAACAGUACAAAGUUCGGAGCAACAAAUAAAAAGAAAGACAUUCAGAGAUUUUUAACACCAGACCAGAGAAACAAAAGCCCUUGUCUGAAAGUAAAUUGUCCCAUGUGUAGAAAGUUAUGGAAGCGUCUCAAUCUCCAUACAUGGAGACCCGCAGAUAUAUAUUGAUUGAUGAGGAGUUACAGAGGGAGGCGCAGCCGUGGCUAACAGCCAGAGAUAUUACAUGAGUUGGGAUAGAGAGGUUUAAACAGAAAUAUCUCUAACUAGUCUAACCUCUCGAUAUCUUAACUUGAUACUCAAGUCUGCGCCUAUAUGUUGUUACACGUGACAAUGUAAUGUCUAACACCUUCUCUUAAUCUAAGCUUUGUAAGUUUAGAUUACGCUUGAACUCUUCAAACGGUCCUGUAGCCAAGGCCUUUGUGAAACCAUCUGCAACUUGAUCUUUUGAAGGAACAAACUGGAUCUCCAACUCCUUGCUUGCAACCCUUUCUCGAACAAAGUGAUAAUCAAUCUCAAUAUGCUUAGUUCUUGCAUGAAAGACAGAAUUAGCAGAGAGAUAUGUGGCACCAAGAUUGUCACACCAAAGACAUGGAGUUUGUAUGUGACAUAUUCCAAGCUCCUUAAGCAUAGAUUUAACCCAUAUAAUUUCGGCUGUUGCAUUGGCCAACGCCUUAUAUUUCGCCUCAGUACUUGACCUAGAGACAGUUGCCUGUUUCUUGGUACACCAUGAGAUGAGAUUAGGUCCAAAGAAAACUGCAAACCACCUGUGGACCGUCAGUCAUCCAGACAACCUGUCCAGUCAGAAUCAGAAAAUGCACUAACAAGUGUUGAGGAUGACUUGCUGAAAGUGAGUCCAACACCCAAGGUGUGCUUUACAUAUCUCAAGAUGCGUUUGGCAGCAGCCCAAUGGGCUGAAGUAGGUGCAUGAAGAAACUGACACACUUUACUGACUGCAAAAGAAAUAUCAGGCCUGGUGAGUGUCAAGUACUGGAGUGCACCUACCAAACUCCUGUACUUGGUGCCAUCCUCUGGAUUCAGAGGAACCCCCUCGGCAAGAGACAAUCUUUCUGAGCUGGAGAGUGGUGUUGGAGAUGGUUUACAGCCCUGCAACCCAGCCUUGUUCAAAAGAUCAGAUGCAUAUUUUUCCUGAGAGAGAUGAAGGCCACCUUCUGCAUUCCUUUUGAUCUCAAUACCAAGAAAAAUAGUGAAGAUCUCCAAGAUCCUUAAGAGCAAACUCUGAGUUCAAAUCUUUCAAAAGAGCUGUGAUUGCCUCAUUUGAUGAACUAGUGACAAUGAUAUCAUCCACAUAAAUGAGUACAAAGAUAGCUAUCUGUGACUUAUUGUAAAUGAACAGGGA